AUGCCGGCGCCACCCUUCAUAGUCUCGUCCAGAGCUCACGGUCUAGACUUUGUUCGCCAGAUCCAGGCCGGCUCAAUCGACUACGGCAUCAUCUCGGAGUGGCUAGCAUGCUGUCAUAAGCACCACAGAUGCGAUCCACUAGAGUCCCUUUCAUCGGUCGCUGUUGGGAACCUUCGACUGAUCGACUGCAACAAUCGGUCUAUUGUCCCGGGCUCAGGUCAUAAGUACGUGACAUUGGGUUAUGUUUGGGGACCACACGCCAGGAACGAUGCUGUUGGCGACUUCAUUGGAUCAUUGCCACCCAGGUUGCCCGACACAAUUGAGGAUGCCAUCCAAGUCACCAAGAAGCUUGGUUUCCGGUACAUCUGGAUUGAUCGAUAUUGUAUCGAUCGUAGAGACGCACUGAAAUUCAAGUUCCAGCUCCACCAGAUGGGAGACAUAUAUAGGAACUCUUCCUUGACAAUUGUAGCAGCAGCAGGAGACAGAGAUUCUUAUGGGCUUCCCGGAGUCAGAUACCGCCCCAGAGCAGCUCAGCCUUACGCUAAGGCAGGGAGUCAUCUGCUGUUAUCAUCAUUGUCCGACCCUCAGGAGCUGGUCCGGGAAUCUGUAUGGGCUACCAGAGGCUGGACCUUCCAAGAGGCUCGGCUAUCGUCGCGCCGCUUGUACUUCACCGAGGAGCAAGUGUACUUUGAGUGCAACAACAGUUGGUUUCAGAAGUCACGAAGAGGGAUGGGCAUGGCAAAUAUUUCUUACGACCCAGAUGAUAGAACUUCCCUGCUGGCCCUAUCCACAUCACAAUGGAACGACGACCUUGGCCAUCAAAUGGUGGCCCGAAGUGGCCUGAUCAGCCACAAUUGGUGCUGGGUCUCAGACUACUUAUGGAACCAGAUAGCCCUGUACACCGAAAGGGAUUUCACAGAUCCGUCUGACGUACUAGAUGGCUUUGCAGGGCUGAUGGGAGCAUUUGAGUCGGCAAAGCCGUCUUACAGAUUUUUCUGGGGCACCCCGAUCCCUCCACCAAUUCCGGCUGCGGUGUACUAUUAUUACCGGCCGUGGUAUGAAUUCCGACCUUCCGACCAGCUUGAGGACUUUGCAACGACAACCGAAGCUGGCUUUCUGGCGGGUCUGUGCUGGGCCGCGAGGAAGCCCUUGGCGCGCCGCACCGGGUUUCCGAGCUGGUCAUGGACCGGAUGGUCUGGGGCUUCCUGCAUCGGACCGAACGCAGACACAGAGAUUGAAAUGCAUUAUUUCCGCGAGUCCACCGUCGAUGUAGAACUGAGAGGUGGCAAUACGAUUACCUGGAAAGGGUUUCUAGAGUCUCGGGGACGGUCGGAACUUUCUUCAGAGACAUCAUUCCAUAUCCACUUGUCUGCAUGGGUCACGCCGCUCAAAGUAGUUGCGUCGAACGGCGAUGAGGAUGUGGGCAGGAUGGAUCUGCCUCUGGGAAGGUAUAUGCACUGGAGAUUCACGCGGACCGGCGAGAGCGCUUUGCAGUCGGACAAGUCAUACUACGCUGUCUGGCUCACAUUGGGCGGGGAGUCUUGGAUAAAAAAUAAGGACAAACGCGGGCCUGGGAUACUUGUGGUCAUGGAUACAGAGGACGGAAGAAACACGAUGGAGCGUGUAGGACUCGCCCAGCUGGGCUCCCAGCUCAAAAUCGGCGACCAAGCACGCCGCCGCCGCUACGUCAUUCUCGGCGCCGGCGUCGUCGGCCUCUCCACGGCCCUCGAGCUCAAGCGCCGCCUGUCCGCCGCUGGCGAGGCCGCCGAAGCCGUGGUAGUGGCAAAGCACUUCCCUGGCGACCGCAGUGCCAGGGACUACUGCUCGCCCUGGGCGGGCGCCAACUGGUUCUCGGUCGCGACUGACAGCGGCGACCAGGAGCGCUGGGACGCCGAGACGUACCGCCGGUUCGCGCGGCUCGCCGACGGGGUCCCCGAGGCCGGCGUGCGGCGCAUGGACAUCCGCGCCUUCUUCGACCGCCCGCGCGAGGACGCCGGCGUCGUGAGCCCGGCGACGGGGCGGAUCUGGUACGACGAGCUCGUGGGCGGGCUGCGGCCGAUACCCCCCGGCGAGGUGCCCGACGGCGCCGAGUUUGGGUUCGUGGCCGGGUCGUUUGUGAUUAACACGCAGGCGUAUUUGGCUUGGUUGAAUACGGAGGCUCUGAAGGCUGGUAUCGAGAUGAGGAGAGCAUCGAUCGACGAUAUCCGAAUAUUGUUCAAGGAUAUCGAGGCCGAUGCGUAUUUCAACUGCACCGGCCUUGGAUCGUAUCAUCUGAAAGGCGUAGAAGACAAGUCCCUCUACCCCACGAAGGGUCAAGUAAUGCUGGUUGAGACACCCAAGACACCUCUCAAGACAAUGUAUUUUCGCUCCCCUCGACGGGUGGACAGCGACACGACAUAUGUCUUUCCCCGAAACCCGAGCGGCGGCGUGAUCCUGGGUGGCUGCAGAUUCGACAAUGAGUGGAGCGACACAAUAAAUCCCGAGUUGGCAGAAGACAUCAAGAGGAGGUGCUGCGCGCUUGCCCCCGAGCUUGGCAAACCGGAGGAUCUCAAGGUUAUCUAUCACGCGGUUGGCUUGAGGCCAAGUCGGAAAGGAGGCCCGCGAGUAGAACGAGAGCUGAUCGACGGAACACCCGUGAUCCACAACUAUGGCGCAGGAGGUGCUGGGUAUCAAUCAUCGUGGGGCACUGCCCAGCAUGCCGUUGACCUUGCGUUGCAGCGAUAA
This is a messenger RNA of Thyridium curvatum, 2724 nucleotides long. RefSeq lists its product as uncharacterized. Bases 1 to 2724 code for a protein of 907 amino acids. The transcript is spliced from 7 exons. Gene Ontology annotation, molecular function: D-amino-acid oxidase activity. The record is from RefSeq and is a predicted model, not a curated record. Lineage: Eukaryota; Fungi; Ascomycota; Sordariomycetes; Thyridiales; Thyridiaceae.